CCUGCUUAUAUUCUCUCCCUCAAAUAUCAAUCUCUCAAUAAAUCAAAAAAAAAAAAAAAACUCUUUCUUUCAUAUUUCAAUGGCAAGUGAACAUGAAUUUUCACUUUCACGUGCAACACACAUGCAAUAUUUUACAGAUGAUGAUGAUGAAGAAGAAGAAGAAGAAGAAGAAGGAGAAGAUGAAUUACUGGAAGAUGAAGUUGAUGAAGAAGAGAGUUCAGGUGAUAGAAGAAGCUUGUAUUUCAUGUGCGGCGGUUCUCGUCGGAAAAGUUGGUCGUUGGGGCAAGUUUUUGACCCAAGAGCCAAAUGGGUUCAAGAAUGGAAUAGGGUUUUCCUCCUUGUGUGUGCCACAGGCCUUUUUGUUGACCCAUUAUUCUUCUACGCUCUCUCUAUAAGUGACACUUGUAUGUGCCUCUUCGUCGACGGGUGGCUCGCCAUCACAGUGACGGUGCUCCGGUGCAUGACCGACGCCCUGCAUGUUUGGAACAUGUGGCUGCAACUGGAGAUGGCCAAGAAAUCAUCGUACCAACGCAAUGACCACGGUGGUGAAGACCAAGGCGAAGGUGAAGCUGGAGGAGCUAGGCCCCGUGGAGCCAUUGCUCGCCGCCUGGCCUUUAAGUACUUGAAAGCCAAGAAGGGAUUCCUGUUUGAUGUCCUAGUAAUCCUACCCCUACCCCAGAUUGUAUUAUGGGUGGCAAUUCCAUCUCUGUUGGAAAAGGGAUCGAUAACCCUAGUAAUGACAGUGUUCUUGAUUAUCUUCCUCUUUCAAUACCUUCCGAAGAUCUACCACUCGGUUUGCCUCCUACGCUGUAUGCAAAACCUUUCCGGUUACAUCUUUGGAACCGUUUGGUGGGGGAUUGCUCUCAAUAUGAUUGCUUAUUUUGUUGCUUCACAUGCUGCGGGGGCAUGCUGGUACUUGCUAGGGAUCCAGAGGACAGCAAAGUGCCUAAAAGAGCAAUGCAGAGGAGUAGAGGGUUGUGACCUGAGACUAUUGGCUUGCAAAGACCCAAUUUACUAUGGAACAAGUAGUAUGGUCAGGGAUAGAGCAAGGGUGGCUUGGCCAGAAAACAAGCAAGCAAGAAGCACAUGCAUUGAUAGUCCUGAUAACUAUGAUUAUGGAGCUUAUAAAUGGACUGUUCAGCUUGUAACAAAUGAUAGUCGCCUUGAAAAGAUACUUUUUCCUAUCUUUUGGGGCCUCAUGACUCUCAGCACUUUUGGGAACUUGGAAAGCACAACAGAAUGGCUAGAAGUUGUUUUCAACAUCAUUGUUCUUACCAGUGGACUUCUUCUGGUCACAAUGUUAAUUGGAAACAUCAAGGUGUUUUUGCAUGCAACUACGUCAAAGAAACAAGCAAUGCAGCUGAAGAUGAGGAAUAUAGAGUGGUGGAUGAGGAAGAGGCGCCUGCCUUCAGGGUUCCGGCAGAGGGUUCGGAACUACGAGCGACAACGGUGGGCGGCAAUGCGCGGCGUCGAUGAAUGUGAGAUGAUCAGGAACCUCCCUGAGGGGCUUAGGAGAGAUAUCAAGUACCAUCUUUGCCUGGAUUUAGUUAGACAGGUACCAUUAUUCCAACACAUGGAUGAUUUGGUCCUAGAGAAUAUAUGUGAUCGUGUUAAGUCUCUAAUUUUCACCAAAGGAGAAACUAUAACCAGAGAAGGUGACCCGGUACAAAGAAUGCUUUUUGUAGUAAGGGGACAUCUUCAAAGUAGCCAAGUUCUCCGAGAUGGUGUGAAAAGUUGCUGCAUGUUAGGCCCUGGAAAUUUCAGCGGUGAUGAGCUCUUGUCAUGGUGUCUUCGAAGACCAUUUAUCGAAAGGCUCCCACCAUCGUCUUCAACACUUGUAACUCUUGAAACUACUGAGGCAUUUGGCCUGGAAGCUGAAGAUGUCAAAUAUGUUACACAACAUUUUAGGUACACGUUUGUCAAUGAAAGAGUGAAGAGGAGUGCCAGGUAUUAUUCUCCCGGGUGGAGGACUUGGGCAGCUGUGGCAAUUCAGUUGGCCUGGAGGAGAUAUAGGCACCGGUUAACGCUUACUUCGCUGUCGUUUAUUAGGCCUCGGAGGCCACUGUCCAGGAGUAAUUCAUUGGGGGAGGACAGGCUGAGGCUUUAUACAGCUAUGUUGACUUCACCAAAGCCAAAUCAAAAUGAUUUUGAAUUUUGAGAAGGUGAAAAAUGCUUAUGAAAUGUAGAAUUUACUUGGUGAAAGUGCAGCUGUAGACUCUGAAGGUCCAGUAUGUUCGGGUAUUUUAGAAUAGCGCAUGUUCUUAUACCAUUUCUAACGACCUGAUUCAGUAUGAGAGUACUGUUUGUUUUGACUCUGCCUCCGGUUUUGUUUUAAAAAAUGCUGAAUCUACAUCUAUAUCAAUAAUAUUUUCAACCUUUAAAUUCGAGUCUUAGUUUAAUUGGUUUAUGUAACCUUUCAAUAGGUUUGAAGUUCAAAUCUUAAAAUCAUUAAUCUCUUCAAUAAAACUAUGAUCUCCUUUGUUAAAAAAAAAAAAAAAUCAAUCUUUCAUGUGAAAUUGGAGGCCUUAAAAUAGCUUCCAUUGUUUUAAAAUGAGCUUA
Messenger RNA from Durio zibethinus, 2559 nucleotides. Its product is annotated as cyclic nucleotide-gated ion channel 4-like. The record is from RefSeq and is a predicted model, not a curated record. Lineage: Eukaryota; Viridiplantae; Streptophyta; Magnoliopsida; Malvales; Malvaceae.